AUGACAAGUUUACAAUUUGUACAAUUGCAAAUACAUUGCUCGCCAAAUAUUAGAGGAAACUUUGUACGGUUGCCACCGGCAAUAUGUGAUACCUUAGAUUUAACGAACUUACCAAUUCAAUGCUUUAAUGUCUGUUUGGAGCCUGGAUCAGGUAGAAGUGAUACCGAUAUUCAACAAAAGAAGAUAUAUUUAGGUUGGGAUGGUUUUACGUCGCAAUCAUCCAACUCCAUUGAAAUUAAUAAUAUUGUUGCGAAAACUUACAAUUUACAAGAAGAUGAGUUCAUCGACAUUAUAAUAAGAAAGUUGGAUGAAAACCAAAUUAUUGAAGAAGCUCUUAUAGAACCAUGUACGAGUGAUGAUUGGGAAAUUAUUGAAAAUAAUGUGCCUUUUUUGCAAGAUCAAAUAAUAUACCAGACCAGAGUCAUGACGCUUAAUAGUGUCAUUAUAUGUUAUGUAGGUGAUAUCGUUGCUAAAUUUCAAGUGAAGAAAAUAUCUCCUGAGAAUCUAGAUGUUGGAAAAAUAUCAGCUGGAACAAUGAUUAUUGUUGAACCGAAGGAAAAUGAAAUUAGAAAUCAACAAUUUAAAAAGCAAAGUAUGAUUAACAAUGAUGGAGAACACGAUAUCAUCAUCAAACAAAAAAUAUUGAGAUCACUUCAAUGGAAUAUACAAGAUGAUUGUGCGCUAGAAGAUGAUAUAGUGGUAUGGAUAGAUCAGAAUGACGACAAAAUUCUCGAUUGCAAGUACGCUUUUGUUUCUGUGUUACAUAAUAAAUUAGAAAUAAUGAAAACGAAAGAAAAGCAGAAAAAACUUGAUUUUCAUGAUGACAGAAAUGAAAAGCCUAUGUCCUUCAAUAAGAAAAUUAUUGUGAAAAUUAAGAGAUUUGAGAAAAGGAAACAUACGAUUAUGAAAGAUCAUAUAUUGUUAUCAGAUUCACUAUGGUCUAUCUUAUCGCUAACCCCACAAAAUGGUGUGAAACUUAAAGUUCAAUUUGUUAAGAAUAGGACAAUUGUACAAAAGCAUACAUUUAUGAAUGAGAAAAGAAUUAAUAUUUAUCCUAUCUUUAGUAGUAAUUUAUCAGCGAAACCGAAUCCUGAAUCCAUUGCGAGAAAUACCAAAUUUUUAAUGGAAAGAUUGAAGGCCUCAACGUUAGGCAAACGAACUAUAUUUUGGGAAUACAAACUUCUGAUUGAAUUGAAUUUAUCUAAAGGUACCAGUACAUUUUUUGAUUUCUCCAAUGAACCAAUAACUUCUAAUUCAUGGAUCCUGUUGAAUGAGAACUAUAAGAAAGUACAACCUCCGCCCACUUUCCGAAAAGAAUUGACAAACCUCAAAGUGCCUAAAAUAGUUGGUAUGGAUAAUACAAUUGAUGAAAUAGUAAAAUAUUUAACGAUACCUAUUUUACCAUCGCCCGGUAUUAUAGUUGAAGGCCGCCAAGGUUCAGGGAAAACAUCGUUACUUUUGAAUAUCUGGAAAACUCUUUCUAGUUCACCGUAUCCAUAUUAUGUUAAAUAUAUCGACUGCGAAACCAUUACCGAUGUUUUUAGUUUCGAUAAUAUGAAGACAAUGUUAAAUGAAUGUAUAUCGUCACUGUAUUGGCAUUAUCCAUCUAUACUAAUACUAGACAAUGCAGACUAUUUAUUUACGGAGUCUCUGACUGAUGAACAACAACAGGGGAAGAUCAAUAAUAAUAAUUCGAUAUCGUCAAAACUAACUGCUAAUUUAAUUAAUAUUGUUGACAAUAUUUCGAAUAAACGUCCGGAAGCAAUUCGUGUAAUUUUUGGCGUCAAAGACAAGAAAGCAAUAAACACGUUGUUUUUUGACAAACAUUUCAUAGGUAAGACAUGGACUUUAUUACCACCAAAUAGGGAGAAACGAUUACUUUUAUUGGAACACUUGUUUAAACUUCGAAACGAAUCGAUGGGAGAAGAUUUUAAUAUGAGUUUACAUACUGAUUUAAACCUUAAUGAUAUGUCGUUGGAGAUAGAAGGUUACUCUAUAUUAGAUAUAGAAAAACUGAUUGAUAAGUUGUUCUACGAGGUCCAGAUUUCAAGUAGAAAUAAUAAUGAAUCAUCGACUGACUUAUUAAUUACUAACAAUGCGUUUAUAAAAUGUCUUAAAGUCUUUGUGCCAUCUUCAUUACAAAAUGUUAGUUUAACUAAGGAUACUGGUGUUAGAUGGUCAGAUAUUGGAGGAUUAAAAAAUGUUAAAAGAUUACUAUUAGAGACUUUAGAAUGGCCCACGAAAUAUUCACCCAUUUUCAAGAGAUGUCCCUUAAGAUUAAGAUCCGGUAUCUUAUUAUAUGGAUAUCCAGGUUGUGGUAAAACAUUACUAGCUAGUGCCAUCGCUCAACAGUGCGGAUUAAAUUUCAUAUCCGUGAAAGGCCCUGAAAUAUUGAAUAAGUAUAUUGGUGCAAGUGAACAAAAUGUUAGAGAGUUAUUUGAAAGGGCACAAUCUGUGCAGCCAUGUAUUUUAUUUUUCGAUGAGUUUGAUUCUAUAGCGCCUAAGAGAGGACAUGAUUCAACGGGUGUUACUGAUAGAGUAGUUAAUCAAUUAUUAACACAGAUGGACGGAGCAGAAGGAUUAGAGGGAGUUUAUAUACUAGCCGCAACCAGUCGACCCGAUUUGAUUGAUCCUGCAUUAUUAAGACCUGGAAGAUUAGAUAAAAGUGUCUUAUGUAAUAUUCCGAAUGAAGAAGAUAGAUAUGAUAUUAUGUGUUCGAUAACGGGUGAUGAAACAAGUAACAACGAACUUAAAUUAAAAAAUGAUACGGAUUUGAAAGCAGUUGUACAAGCAACAGUGGGAUAUUCGGGUGCUGAUUUACAGGGGUUGUGUUACAAUGCAUAUUUAAAAGCUGUUCAUAGGUACUUGUCCCAGGAGUCGGAACCUUCGCAAAUGAAAAAACGUAUGAACAAGAACGCAGGGCAUAUUAAUCUGAUUUUUAAUCUAAUCAACGAAAACGUGACGCUCGCGAAUAAAGAUAUACUUGAUGAAAUUAAUGGUGAAUUACAAGGUCGGUUAUCCAAGGAAAAAGGAACCGAUCAAGAAAGUAAUUCCAAUCCAAUUAAGAAGAGUAGUCCUAAUGUGUUGAUAACGUUGGCUGAUUUAUUAGACGCUUGUCAGGAGACAAAACCCAGUAUCUCUCUUUCAGAACUAAGAAAAUUACGUGAUAUCUAUAAUAAGUUCCAGACCGAUAGGGAUGGUGCUUUACCUACCGGCGAGACAUCCGAUGAAAUUGGUAGUAGACUCUCCCUCAUGUAA
Naumovozyma dairenensis CBS 421 is the source of this 3258-nucleotide messenger RNA. It is a transcript of the gene PEX1, whose product is annotated as AAA family ATPase peroxin 1. Gene Ontology annotation, cellular component: cytosol; peroxisome; peroxisomal membrane. The transcript has a single exon. The record is from RefSeq and is a predicted model, not a curated record. Gene Ontology annotation, biological process: protein import into peroxisome matrix. Gene Ontology annotation, molecular function: ATP binding; ATP hydrolysis activity. Lineage: Eukaryota; Fungi; Ascomycota; Saccharomycetes; Saccharomycetales; Saccharomycetaceae. Bases 1 to 3258 code for a protein of 1085 amino acids.